UGGCAUGUUGCUGAACAUUCUUGUAGCAACUGUCAAAAUGAUGGGGACAUUUUAUGUUGCUCCGCAACAUUUUUUUCACAGACUUGAACACAGUACUAUAUGAGUUAAAUUUCGUUAAUGGUUGUUUUUAAUAUAUAAUUGGGAAUGGCGUUAAUUAAUAUAAAUAAAAAACGGCGAGGACUAAAUGAUGAAGUUAUCAAAGCGCUGAUUCGUGCUGUGGAAAAUAAUUCGACUAUUUGGAAUAGGCAAUGUAAAGAACACUUAAAUAAUACAACACUUAGAACUGCAUGGAAAAAUGUUAGCGAAGAAGUUUCUUUAAGUGUUGAUGACUGUAAAGCUGCAUGGAGAAGUGUACGUGAUAGUAAGCGUUACCAUGAAAAAAAACGCAAAAAGUAUGAGAGCAAUCCUGGAUUGCUAGAUCAUGAACAUUGGGGUUUCCAUGAGGAACUCUCAUUUCUUACGGAUAACUCAACGCAGCAUAUAAAUUUCGCAACAGUGGAUGAAAAUGAAGACCGUUGUGUAACCCCAGUGAAACAAAUUACAUAUGAACCUGAAGUACCCAAUAGUAGUCAUAGCACAAGAAACUCAGCUUUAAAUAUGCUAACCUCUUCAGCAGAGAAAAUAAUUACACAAAUGGAGACAUUCGUGAACAUGAAGCAAUGUCAACAAAAGAAAAAGUCUCAUUUCGAACCAUUUUUAAAUUUAAUUAAUUCAAUUUUAGAGCAGUUACCAGAAGUUGAUGCACAGAGAUUGAGCGCAGAAAUCACAUCGAUGGCAUAUGCUAGAUUAAACGACCACCUCAGCAAAAAGAUUAAAAAAGAAAACAGACACGACGAAUUCAUUAAUAUGUAAUAUACAUAUAUUUAUAUUUUCCUAAUUU
Teleopsis dalmanni is the source of this 880-nucleotide messenger RNA. RefSeq lists its product as uncharacterized. The transcript is spliced from 4 exons. Gene Ontology annotation, biological process: regulation of transcription by RNA polymerase II. Bases 145 to 852 code for a protein of 235 amino acids. NCBI's taxonomy places the organism in Eukaryota, Metazoa, Arthropoda, Insecta, Diptera, Diopsidae. The record is from RefSeq and is a predicted model, not a curated record. Gene Ontology annotation, cellular component: nucleus; transcription regulator complex.